AUUUUACCCACGACAUCCUUAUCACCUCACCAAACCUGAUCUCCAAGACGUUAUCCGAUUCAUGGAUUAAAAAGCUUGUUACCCCUGCCCAGAUCCUAAACUUUACUCCAAAUUCGCAUUCCAAACUCCAACAGGAUUUUAGCCCACUCACCUCACAGGGAUAUUAUUAGCCAUGCUACGACAACGAGAACAUGGGGGCCAAAAUGAACCAUGAUUUGCGGAUUGGAUGCGGUCAGCUUACAGAUCGUAGCCUGUAAUACCAUUUUGAAACCAGGCUUAGCGAAAAGGAUCGUCGUUAUAAAGGCCCCAAGUUGCGCCCCCAUUUAAUCCUGCCUGACUGAUCCGCUCCGUUUCCCUGUCUCUUGGUUCUUCCUUUUCAUUUAUUGUUUCGUUAGCGGUUUUUGAUCGUCUUGAGUUGCGCAAUGAGUCAACAACAGCAUCUUCCGGAUAGUGAAGGCCUCCAGGUCAACACGGACGCUGAACAAGCCGCCAAAGCCCCAGAAGUAGCUCCCGGUUACGAUAACGGCAAUUAUUAUAUACCUCCCGGGUAUCAUCAUCCUCAGCAGGCGUCAUCAGAUGGAGUAAGGAUUCCUUUUGGGCUUGGAGUUUGGACUUUCGCUGCGCUCGUCGCUCUAUGUACGGCUAUCAUUGUCGGCGCGGGUGUAGGUGGAGGAUUGGGCGCUGCAUUGGCAAAUAAAUCUAGUGACUGCUCAGCGGACUCAGCAUCUGGUACCGCUCCCGCCGCAACAGCAGAACCAACCGCAACAUCGUGCCCAACACCCGAAAACAGCACAUCAGUCAACGACACAGCUCCCUAUGUACCGAGAGCUGCUGACACAGUUAGCCUGCUGGAGUUAGAUUGCCCCGAUUCAAAGAAAGACGAGACACGGUACAAGACCAACAAAGGCUACGAGUUCAAGUGGUGGUGCGGCGUCAACGCAGCACAAGGCACCCCAGCUGAGGGAGGAGGUAUUGUUGCCGAUUAUGCGCCUAUCUAUGCGUAUACAAUUGAAGACUGUAUGGAGGCUUGCGGAAACAUGAUCGACAAGGACGCCGAAACCGGCAACGGAGUGAAAUGCGCCAGCAUCGUCUUUUCGAAGCGCAUGAAGGACGAAUUAGACGGUUUAAACGCGAAUUGCUGGUUGAAGAACAAUACCAAGGCGCAGGCAAGCUUUCUGAUCCAGGUUGACGAUGAUUUAAUGCUAAUUUGAUGAUAGGGGAGCAAUUGGGGUUUCAAGGACGAUUGGUACGCAUACGCGGAGCUAGACAACUAAACAAGUCGAAGUGUGGCGUUUGAGACUGGCAGGAAUACCUAAUGAUUCGAUUGAUGCACUCGAAAUUAGUUUAAUUCUAGAAAUGAUACCAAUUCUGCCUCUGUCGGGGCUGAAGCUAUUCCCAAC
Fusarium oxysporum Fo47 is the source of this 1400-nucleotide messenger RNA. RefSeq lists its product as uncharacterized. Bases 423 to 1211 code for a protein of 262 amino acids. The record is from RefSeq and is a predicted model, not a curated record. Lineage: Eukaryota; Fungi; Ascomycota; Sordariomycetes; Hypocreales; Nectriaceae. The transcript is spliced from 2 exons.